GCGAUCUCAGAUUCGUACUUUGUAAAGUUGGUUCCUGAGUUCGGCGGCCAUAGAAAGGCAGGUUCCUGGGUACCGGAAGAAUGUCGACCGCGUGGAUCAUAACCUAUUCUCAUACCCUCACACAUAAAAGCAAUUCGUUUAACCCUGUCACUCCUUAACCAGCCUUAUACCCCGGUAAAAUCAUGUUCCCAACAAAAUGUUUUAUCCCUCUCAUCCUCGCUUGUCUCCUACAUGUCUCAUUUGCCCUCCCAGUUAGCCUUUCACUUGUACUUCAUUUUAGCGCCCGAACUGACACCCUGAAACAGAUGCUAAAAAUUGAGGCUAGAGAAACUGCUGUAGCUCCCGUUACAGAUCAAUUCGGUGGAGGUGGAGGUGGUUCUGGAGCUGACUGGUGAACAUCCUCCUGUAAGUCUUCGUAUCAUUCACCAUUCACACCUGUUUAAAAUAUUCUUUGAAGCAGCACCGUCAUGAUUAACGUCU
This is a messenger RNA of Suillus plorans, 480 nucleotides long. RefSeq lists its product as uncharacterized. The record is from RefSeq and is a predicted model, not a curated record. The transcript is spliced from 2 exons. NCBI's taxonomy places the organism in Eukaryota, Fungi, Basidiomycota, Agaricomycetes, Boletales, Suillaceae. The coding region runs from base 183 to 395 and encodes 70 amino acids.